UGAUGUUUUCCAAUUGAGUUGAAUUGUUUCAAGUGAAAAUUAAAACAUGAAAUUGAAUUACGAUAAUAAUUUAACAGCAAUCAAUCGAUUGAUCAGUAAUUAUAAAUAAUUGGAGAAAAAAUCUUAAUGAUUGUGAUGAUUUAAGUGAAUAUUUUGUUACCAAAACGAGAAGAGAAUUGAAAAUGUUUAUUCCUUUGGUUUCCUUCGUAACCAAUCAACCGAUUUCCACUCUUGCUCCUUUCGAAAGAAACUCAAUUCAAUUGGUAAUUUAAUUUUCUUCUUAAUUGUUACCAUUCAGUCAAACCAUUCGCCGGUCAUUCAUGAUCAACUUUCCACACACAACAAACUCAAACUGAUUAAGUUAAUUGUGACCCGAUAGAAACUCUUUAAUUAUCCAACAACAUUGAGAAUCAUUUGAGUCCACAAAACUUUGAGAACGAAAAAUUUAUUCACAGAUUAUAAUUGUCAGUAACUCUCUGUAAUUGUAUCAACAAGAGAAACAACAACAGAUUAAUAAUCAACAUGACGAAACAACCUCUUGGCACUAAUCCAUCUAAAUCCGUUGCUCAUCCACCUUGGGUCAAUCCAUGUAAUCUUCCUAUUUACAUAUCACCGACGAAAGAAAGUCAACCUUCAGUUAGAGACAUUUACGAAAAGAUCACUCGUCGGGCCUCAACAACGAAAGGAUUAUCGGAAAAUAUUAGACAACAAUUCAUUAAAUUCUUGGGAGACGAAGAUUUUGAAUCUGGAGUAAUCGAUUUACGAUUGGAAUGGCUGCCGGAGGUUCAAGCGAUAAUCGAAGAGUUUGAACAGUUCGAGGAACCCGAUGCUUUAAGGAAAAGCUUCAAGUAUUUACAAUAUUUCGCUGUUGGUUUAGAACAAAUUAAUCUUGAUCAAGUUCUUCAUGAUGGUUCAUUGAUUGAUGAAUUUCGAGAGAUCGAGGAUCAUUUACGUCAAUUGUUGUGCGAAUUACAAUUAGGGAUGUGGUAUCGAGAGAUUUCCCCCGAAGAUCACAUCGGACAAGAGAUUAUGGCCCAAGAAUAUCGGGACAUUUCCGAUGAUUCGAGAAGAUUAAUUCGAGACUACCUACUGGUUCGAGAUUUAUCACAAUUAGUUGACCAAAUUAAAUCACUUUUUCUACGACUUGAUUCAUCGAUAGAAACAACAACAUUAUAAUCACCAUAAUCGCUAAUUAAACUAAUCAACAUCAUCA
Panonychus citri (citrus red mite) is the source of this 1213-nucleotide messenger RNA. RefSeq lists its product as uncharacterized. The record is from RefSeq and is a predicted model, not a curated record. The coding region runs from base 523 to 1176 and encodes 217 amino acids. The transcript is spliced from 4 exons. Lineage: Eukaryota; Metazoa; Arthropoda; Arachnida; Trombidiformes; Tetranychidae.